Messenger RNA from Candidula unifasciata, 1848 nucleotides. NCBI's taxonomy places the organism in Eukaryota, Metazoa, Mollusca, Gastropoda, Stylommatophora, Geomitridae. The record is from the annotation of a GenBank genome assembly.
GGUCUGGGAACAUAAUGGACACCCUGGAUGACCUGCCUCCAGGGAUUGGUCAGUAUGAUGACUUUCACACCAUUGACUGGCUGCGGGACAUUGCUCGUGAUCGCAUGAGGCACAGGCACAUCGUGAAGAAACGGCAAGAAGGAUGCUGGGAGAAGCUGAAAGGUGCUCAUGAUGCCUGGUCCGGAUGGGUGUGCGUCUUAUUGGUUGGAGUAGCCGCAGGCACCUGUGCUGGCAUCAUUGAUAUUGGUGCUACCUGGAUGUCAGAUCUGAAGGAAGGUGUCUGUUUGGAGGCGUUCUGGUUUAACAGAGAGCAGUGCUGCUGGAGUGGGCCUAGCUUAAAUGCUACUUCCUUGGAUGAGUUUGAGGAGUGCUCACAGUGGUGGACCUGGAGCCACAUCCUGAGUGGAAGUGUUUCGGGUGCAGGUUCCUACAUCAUUGGCUAUCUGUUUUAUGUUGUGUGGGCGUUGCUGUUUGGCUUGCUGGCUGCCACCUUGGUCCGCAUGUUUGCCCCGUAUGCCUGUGGUUCCGGUGUUCCUGAGAUUAAAACCAUCCUAAGUGGCUUCAUCAUCCGUGGGUACCUGGGUAAGUGGACCCUGCUGAUCAAAUCACUUGGCAUGAUGUUGUCUGUGUCAGCGGGUCUCAGCCUGGGAAAAGAGGGCCCAUUCGUGCAUGUGGCUUGCUGCUGUGGAAAUAUAUUCUCCUACUUGUUUCCCAAGUAUGGACGGAAUGAGGCCAAGAAGAGAGAGAUCUUGUCUGCUGCCUCUGCUGCUGGUGUCAGUGUGGCUUUUGGAGCUCCCAUUGGUGGUGUGCUGUUCAGUUUGGAGGAGGUGAGCUACUACUUUCCACUGAAGACCUUGUGGAGGUCCUUCUUCUGUGCUCUCAUCGCAGCGUUUGUCCUGCGGUCCAUCAACCCCUUUGGCAAUGAUCACCUGGUGAUGUUCUCUAUAGACUAUAAUGAGCCCUGGUCCUUGCUGGAGCUGUUUCCUUUCAUUUUGAUUGGAGCACUUGGGGGUGUCUUUGGGAAGUUCUUCAUUAAGUUCAACAUUAUGUGGUGCCGCUACAGAAAGAACUCUAAAUUAGGAAACUAUCCUAUCUUUGAGGUACUGGCGGUCACAUUCAUCACAGCUCUGCUCAGUUACCCCAACCCAUACACCAGGAUGAACAGCAGUGAGCUCAUCAGGUUACUGGUCAGUCGCUGUGGUCCUGAUGAUGAUGUUGAGCUGUGCGACUACCACCGCAAUCCGAACCUGACAGACCCCUUUAAGUAUUCGGCAGUGUCCGGGCCCAGUGUCAACAGUGCCAUGUGGAAGCUGUCUCUAGCUCUCAUCUUUAAACUCAUCAUCACUGUUUUUACCUUUGGCAUCAAGGUACCAGCAGGACUUUUCAUUCCGAGCAUGGCUGUUGGCGCUAUUGUUGGCAGGCUCAUUGGUGUUGGUUUUGAGCAGUUGGUUGUAAAUAACCCAUCGACGGUGCUGUUCUCAAGUAUGUGUGUGUCUCCUGGCAAAUGUAUUGUCACACCAGGCCUGUACGCCAUGGUUGGUGCUGCUGCAGCUUUAGGUGGGGUCACCCGCAUGACAGUUUCUCUAGUGGUCAUCAUGUUUGAGCUGACCGGAGGCCUGGAGUAUAUUGUCCCUAUGAUGGCCGCAGCGAUGACCAGUAAAUGGGUUGGUGAUGCUCUGGGAAGGGAGGGAAUAUAUGAUGCACAUAUAGCACUCAACGGGUACCCAUACCUUGAUGCCAAGGAAGAAUUCACUCACACGACAAUAGCAGCAGAUGUCAUGAGACCCCGACGCAAUGAUCCACCAUUGGCUGUUAUUACUCAAGAUUCCAUGACAGUUGAGGAAAUUG